This is a messenger RNA of Aphidius gifuensis, 3976 nucleotides long. Its product is annotated as phospholipid-transporting ATPase ABCA3-like. Gene Ontology annotation, molecular function: lipid carrier activity; ATP binding; ATP hydrolysis activity. The record is from RefSeq and is a predicted model, not a curated record. The transcript is spliced from 6 exons. Lineage: Eukaryota; Metazoa; Arthropoda; Insecta; Hymenoptera; Braconidae. Gene Ontology annotation, biological process: lipid transport; transmembrane transport. Bases 1 to 3963 code for a protein of 1320 amino acids. Gene Ontology annotation, cellular component: intracellular membrane-bounded organelle; membrane.
AUGGGUGGAAUAAUGCAAAAAUUUAACGUUUUGUUAUGGAAAAAUUUCCAAGUUCGGAAAAAACAUUGGGGAAUGUCGAUUUUUGUUCAAGUCAUAAUACCUAUAUUAUUAUAUGCCUUGGUAAACAGUUUAGCGCUCGUGAACACAAAGGGCAUAAAUAAAAAUAUCUCAGAAAAUAUCCCACAAAAUGGACCUGCACCUAACGGUUCAAAAUCUGAUCUCAUUGAAAACUAUCCUGAUUUCACAAAUUAUUGGAUCGAUUGGGCCAUCGGAUAUACACCACAAUCCGAUGAUACCGAUAAAUUGAUGGAAUUGGUUAAAAAGUGUGUAGGAAGAAAUACCACUGGCUAUCAAAAUGAAACUGAAAUGAUUGAUGCCUUGAUGUCAUUGAACGGAAUUAAAGACUGGAUGAGUUUAUUAAGCUGGCUUGUUACUGGUGUUAUUUGGAAUUUUUUAUUAUUAAUACCAAUUGUAUUGAUGCUUAAAUUUUCCUGGGUUCCAGAAUCGAAUGCAUUUAUGGAAAAAGGGAAUCCAGUCUUAAUAUUUAUGGCAUUUUCAUUACACAUUGUACAUCUUUUGUGUUUUGGAUAUCAUGUUGCAUCUUAUUUUAACAAACCUUGGAAGGGAGUAGUGACAUCAAUUUUAUUCCUGUAUAUAAUGAGUUUUGCUAAACCAGUAAUGGUAAUGAUGGGUUAUGAAAAAGCAGUACAAUUCGUAGGGAUACUCUGUCCGAACUUGUUUGUUUAUGGGAUUAUUUAUGCAAUAGAAAGAUAUGAAAGACAAGGAAUGACAAUAGGAUUUGGAAAUAUGUUUUCCACUAGAACAAAUACAGAUUCAUUCGUGGCAUCGAUUGGAAUGAUUAUGCUUUUUUCAAUAUUGGGAGCAAUACUUCAUUUCUUCAUGGCACUAUACAUUCACGCAAUUAAACCUGGUAAAUAUGGUGUUAAACGUCAUCCUUUUGCAUGGUUCUUGAAAAAGAAAAAUGAACCAGGAGAUGAUCAAAUCCAAUUAGACUCUGAUGAUUUUGAACAAAAAAAAGAAUUCGAAAAAAUACCUGCUGGGAGUCUUAAAGCAGGAGUGCAAAUCAGAAAGCUCAAAAAAAUAUAUAGCACAGGUUUUAUUAAUAAAAGCGAAUUUCACGCAUUGAAAGAAGUAUCAAUUGACUUUUAUCGUGGUGAAAUAACAGCAUUACUGGGUCACAAUGGAGCUGGUAAAACAACAAUGAUGUCAAUAUUAUCAGGAUUAACUGGCUCAUCCGGUGGUGUUGUCAUAAUAAAUGGACAAAAUGUUCUAAAUAAUCAUGACGUAAUAAGUAAUAAUGUUGGUCUUUGUCCUCAAGUUAAUAUAACAGUUCCAGAUCUGAAUGUUUAUCAACAAGUUUUAUUUUUUGCUAAAUUACGAGCUAAAAAUAAAACUUCACCACAAAUUAAAGAAGAUGUUGAAACUCUACUUUCAAAAGUUAAUUUACAAGAUAAAAAAAAUUGCAUACCAGAUAACUUGUCUGGGGGACAAAAAAGAAGAUUAUGUUUGGCACUGGCUGUGAUUGGUGAUGCAAAUGUUUUGAUUUUUGAUGAGCCAACAUCCGGAAUGGACACUGAGGGUAAACGAGAUAUUUGGGAUAUGAUUUUAGCAAUGAAAGGUAAUAAGACAAUAUUAAUCAGUACACAUGAUAUGGAAGAGGCAGAUAUUCUUGGUGAUAGAAUUGCCAUAAUGCAUUCAGGUAAACUCAACAGUUAUGGAACUUCUAUGUUUUUGAAAAAGUUACAUGGAGAUGGCCAAGUAGAAGUUACACUUUCACUUGAAUCAGGUUGUGAUACUGCCAAAAUACUUGAGAUAAUUGGUGAGGAUGUUAAAACUUUGAAUCAAAGAAAUGAUUCAAUUGUAUUAGCAAUUCCCAAUUCAGAAUCAUUACCUGAGACAUUGGAUAAAUUAGAAUUAUCUAAAAAAAAAUUGGGCAUUACUGGUAUAAGUGCAUCAAUAAUUACUUUAGAACAAGUUUUUGUUAAAGUUACUGAAGAAGUUGAUCAUAAUAUCGAUGGUACAACUAAUGAAAUUGGUAACGACUCAAUACUAUUUAAUGAAAAUACAGGAUUCAACUAUUUUAUGCAGACCUUGUGGGGAUAUUUGGUCAAGAAGUAUGCGUAUGUCAUGAAAAGUCCAUGGACUUUCUUUAUUUCACUUAUCUUCCCUGGUUUAAUAGUUGCAUUAAUAUUGUUAUGUUCCCUGAUGAUACCAUCUGAACAACCUAUUAAGACAGUAGAUUGGACAAUGAAUAAUGAGUCAGUUUUUUUGUACAAUGAAUGGAAAGCCUCCGAAGGAAUGUAUAUCACUAAUAGAAAGGAUACUAACUUUGUUUAUGGAGAUGAAAAGUUUAUUAUUGCUGAAUAUAAUCUAUUUAAUAAAACAUUGAAUAUAUGCAGCAAUAAUUCAAAUUUGAAAAUUCAAGUAUCUAAAAAAGAUAUUCAUAUAAGUACUUCAAGUAGUAAAAAAGAAAAUCAUCUAGAAAGUAUAUUACCUUAUAUAAUGAACAUAUCGAUGUUUAUGAUAAUUAUUUAUAUCAGCCAACCAUUUCGUGAAAGGAAAACUGGUAUUAAACAGCUUCAAGAUAUGACUGGUGCUUCUAAAAUCGCAUACUGGGGAUCUAUGUUUCUCGUUGAUUUUGUUCAUUACACGAUUUCUAUUAUUUUAUCAUUAUCGUACGUGGAAUUAUACUUAUUAUCGAAUAUUAAACCUAUCACGUUAAGUAAAGCCUUUAUUAUGUCAAAAUACCACUUAAUCUUUUUUGUAAUAUCAUUCGUGUUUUUUAUUGGCAUUAUCAUCAUUGUCGAACAAAAAAUAAUAGCAAAAGUUUUGGGAAAAAUCAAGAAGAAUUGUUCAAUUACAAAUACAACAGAUGAAACAGAUGAAUUAGUGAAAAAAGAAAGAGACAUUGUUAGUAAAGAAAUUGAAAAACGCCUGACUAAAACAGUUGAGCAUAAUAAUGAAAAUGUUUUUUUGGCUCAAGAAUUGAGAAAAAAUUAUGGAAAUUUACAAGUUGUAAAAGAUAUUAGUUUUCGAGUAAAAUCAGGAGAAUGUUUUGGUCUUCUUGGAGUAAAUGGUGCUGGAAAAAGUACAACUUUUAAAAUGUUGACUGGUGAAGAGAGUGCUUGUCAUGGUAAGAUGUACUUGAAAGACAUUGGCAUGCAUGAGAAUCGUGGCGAGUAUUUAUCCAAAAUGGGAUAUUGUCCACAACACGAUGCUCUAAUUGAAACAUUAAAUGCUUGGGAUCAUUUGUAUCUUUUUGCCAGACUCAGAGGAAUACCAGAAUCACAAAUAAAAUCAUCAGUUGAAGGAUGGAUAAAAAGAUUGAACUUAAGUGCUUGUGCUUCAAGACCAAGUCAAACAUACAGUGGUGGAAACAAAAGAAGGCUUAAUAUUGCAUUGGCAUUAAUCGGUCAACCAUCAUUGGUCUUGAUGGAUGAACCAACAACUGGAGUUGAUCCAGCAGCAAGAAGAUCAUUAUGGAAUACUUUAAAGUAUUGUCAGGAAUCUGGUCAAUCAAUAAUUUUCACUUCUCACAGCAUGGAAGAAUGUGAAGCUCUUUGCAAUCGGUUGGUCAUCAUGGUUAAUGGAAAGCUAGUUUGUGUUGGUGCAGUUCAAGAACUAAAACAACGUUUUGGUGCUGGAUACAAUAUUCACGUGAAAAUGUCACCUGCUUCAUCUGUUGAGGACGUACAACAUAUCAAGGAAACAAUUGAGUCAACUAUUAGAUGUCAAAAAAUGGAUGAAAAUUCUGGUUUUCUUGGAUAUCAUGUCACUGACCCUGGUGCGACCUGGACAGUGAUGUAUCGCAUGAUGAAUACAUUGAAAAAUAGUUAUAGUUGUAUUGAAGAUUUUGCAGUACUUUCAUCAACACUGGAGCAGCUUUUCAUCCAGUUUGCCAGAGCCGAUUGCACCGAUUCAACUAGUCAUGAAAUUCCAUAAAAUGAAAAAAUAA